Molecule: messenger RNA, 2745 nt
Organism: Aspergillus affinis
Lineage: Eukaryota; Fungi; Ascomycota; Eurotiomycetes; Eurotiales; Aspergillaceae
Product: translation initiation factor eIF2B catalytic subunit epsilon
Exons: 6
Coding region: 1-2745 (914 amino acids)
Biological process (GO): biosynthetic process
Cellular component (GO): eukaryotic translation initiation factor 2B complex
Molecular function (GO): translation initiation factor binding; guanyl-nucleotide exchange factor activity; translation initiation factor activity
Source: RefSeq, a predicted model, not a curated record
AUGGGUCCGAAAAAGGGAGGCAGCGCCUCGAAGCAGAGAGGGAAUACGGCGGAGGAGGUAGAGGAAACUCUACAGGCUGUUGUCCUUGCGGAUACCUUCGAGACGAGAUUCGAACCGUUCACCCUUGAUACACCUCGGUGUCUCUUGCCUUUGGCAAACACCCCCUUGAUUGAAUAUACGCUCGAGUUUCUGGCCAAUGCAGGAGUGGAGGAUGUCUUCCUAUACGGCGGAGCUCACUCCGGCCAGCUGGAGAAGUACAUCAAUGCGUCGAAAUGGCGAUCGCUCUCCUCGCCCUUCAAACAGUUGAACUUCCUAAAAUCCACCUCUACGUCCGUCGGAGAUGUCAUGCGUGAUCUUGACGGAAAACACCUUAUCACCGGUGACUUUAUCGUCGUGAGCGGCGACGUGAUCAGCAACCUGCCCAUCGAGGGCGCCCUGGCCAAGCACCGUGCCCGUCGCGAGAAAGACAAGAACGCCAUCAUGACCAUGAUCCUGCGGGAAGCUGGCCGAAACCACCGCACGAAGUCCACCUCGGUGUCCCCCGUGUUCGUUGUGGACCCGACGAAAGACCGCUGUCUGCAUUACGAGGAAAUCGACCACCAUUCGUCGGAAUCGUCGCGUUUGAAUAUCGACUCGGAAAUCAUCCUGACGCACCGGGAGCUUGAUAUUCGCCAGGAUCUCAUCGACUGCAGCAUCGACAUUUGCACCCCCGACGUGCUGAGCCUGUGGUCUGAUAGUUUCGAUUACCAGACCCCGCGGAAGCAGUUCUUGUUUGGUGUUCUGAAGGAUUACGAGCUGAACGGAAAGACGAUCCACACGCAUAUCAUCAAGGACCACUACGCCGCCCGGGUGAGGAACUUGAAGGCCUACGAUGCCGUGAGCAAGGAUGUCAUUUCGAGAUGGGCGUACCCUCUGUGUCCCGACACGAAUCUGCUCGCCGGACAUACCUACGAUCUGCGGAAGGGAUACUUGUACCAGGAGCAGGGAGUAACAUUGGCUCGCUCGUGCGUUGUGGGUCGACGAACGGUCAUCGGGCAGGGCACAAGCAUUGGCGACAAGUCGACUGUCAAGAACACGGUUCUGGGGCGGAAUUGCAAGAUUGGCAAGAACGUCACUCUGGACGGUGCGUACAUCUGGGAUGGCGCGGUGAUCGGGGAUGGGACGACUGUUCGCCAAGCUGUUAUUGCCGACAAUGUGACCUUGGGCAAGGACUGCACGAUCGAGUCCGGCGUCCUUCUCUCGUAUGGGGUGAAGAUCGCCGACGGAACCACUGUCAGCGAAGGCAAGCGCAUCACGAAGGCUCCUAGGGAAGAAGAUGGAGUUGUGCCGGCCAGCGAUCCAGCGGUGGUUGGCAACGACGGAGAGGGUUACGAGUAUGUUCCCUACGAAGACGAGGACGAGUCUGAUGACGAAAGUAACGCUUCAUCUGGCUUGGUCUACAACAUGGCAAACCUUUCUCUCUCCACAGAGUCCAUCUCAACCCUAUCAUCCGAGAUCUCCGACUACGGCGGCUCCCGUUCAGGAGGCUACAGCGACUCCGACUCGGACAACGAAGACGAAGACCACUUCGUCCACGACGCCGCCGUCAGCGUCUACGACAGUCUACGCGAAGGCAUCACCUCCGACGUGGUUCAGCUCGAACUAGUCAGUCUCCGCAUGACGGCCAACGCCUCCGACAACCAAGUCCGCCGCGCCGUAGUAUCCGCAUUCAUGAAACGCAUCCCCCAGCUAAUGGAAAGCGGCCGGAGCCCCAACGACGCCAUCCAGGACAUCUUCGGCACGUAUCAGGAGAUCGUGGAACGUGCGCUGUUCGACCGCGACACGGACAAGAAACCCGACCAGGUGGAUCUCCUGCUCCUGCUGCAGCAGGACGUCGUGAGUCGGCCGCCGCCCGGGGAUACGUUCUUUGUGGUCCUGUGCAGUGCGCUGUAUCAGUUAGAGGUUUUGGAGGAGGAGGCGUUUGAGCAGUGGUGGGCUGAUGAGCGGUCCAGUGGUAGUGAGGAAAUGAAGGAGGUUAGGAACCAGGCGAAGAAGUUUAUUGAGUGGUUGGCUACUGCGGAUGAGGAGGGGAGUGAGAGUGAGGAGAGUGAUGAUGAGAAAACUGGCCGGUUACCACGCGAGGGCCGCGGACGGGAAGCCAGCGAGCUCACAAAACAGAUAUGCAAGAGGGUAGGAGAUAGUGCCUUCCGGCCGACAGUCUACAGACAGGAGGUGAUAGGAUACAAUAGGCCUAUGCCACAGGGCUGGGAUCGAGCGUGGAUCAAGAGGGCAAUGCCACCGGCAGCGAAGAAAUGGACUGAAAAACGCAAGAUAUGGGAGGCGGUCCUAGAGAGAUGGAAAGAAGAAGGGGAGGGGCUCCGUAGGAGCCCGUCCGAGACAGUCCGAGACAGACCAACCAAGGACCUGCUUAAGCUUCAGGUCGGUCUGCACAAGGCCGAGAGCUCUGUACUAACACAGCUCCGGACAGGCAAGGUAGGACCAGCAGCUUUCUUAUAUUACGCAAAGGUGCCAGGAUGGGACUCCCCGACGUGCCCUAAGUGCAACAAGGGGAAAGAAGACCCCAGGCACGUUAUUGCAUUCUGUAUGGCGUACCACGAGGCCAGACACGACCUGGAGAUACAAGGACGGAUAGACGUUGAGCAGCUGCUCACUACCCCUAAGGGGGUACAACGGGUAACAAGGUGGUGGAUACGGAAAGGAGUGGUUGACCAAUUCCGGCUGGCGAAUAGGUUGAUCGAGGGUUAA